CGACCUCCAAUUUUUGAAACAUGUAAACAAAGUGAAAGUUUUUUGCGAGGUGAAUAAUUAACAAUAAUAGUGUUCUAUUUGACAGUCAACAUUAAUUGAAAUUUACGGGUAUGGAAUUAUGUAAAUCAAUUACCAUUACAUCCUCAUAUGAUUCUGAAUUAAACUGAGAAAUUUCCUUGUGGAUCAAACUAGAUUUGGCGGGAACUUAAAAAUGGCAACAAAGUUGAAAUCUGAAUUAACGUCGAUGUUUAAAAUGCACGGGCUGACGUUAAGGAGUGAAGCCAGCAAAUAUUUGGUUGAAGUUUUCAAUCAAGUUGAAGAAGCUCACAGGGAAGAAGCUCUUGAUAAGCUGAUUGAAAUUAUACAGAAACAGCCAUUGCGAUCGUCGCUGAUCGGUAAAGAGGCUUGUGAGACCGCUGUCCAGGAAUGUAAUGCGGAACAAGAAGAGGGUGACAAUGUUUUCUGCGUCAUUGAUGCCUUCUCAGUGCCCAGAUAUACAUACAGCGCAGAUCGCAAGAAAUUGAUACUGAACUCUACAUUGGGAUUACCUCCCCCUUGUCUACAUGGAGAUGCUCGUGAUAAGGUGGCGCUGUUUUUGGACAGAUACACUAUUCUUCAGCAGAGAACACAGAGACACGAUUUAUUCACUCCUCCUGUAGUUGGUGCAGAGAAAGAUGAAGGGGCAAAGAAAUUUCAGUUGAAGCCUAUAGAAUAUUUACUUGGAAGCACAGCCAGGCUGGGAGAAAUUAUUGUACUUGGAAUGUUAACUCAACUGAAAGAGGGUAAAUGGUAUGUGGAGGAUCCAACAGGAGCGGUUCAGGUGGACCUCAGUGAUGCUAAUUUUCACACAGGACUGUUUACAGAGAACUGUUUCGUGCUGGCAGAGGGCUGGUAUGAAGAUGAAAUCUUCCAUGUCAAUGCUUUUGGAUUUCCUCCUCCAGAACCAGCAAAGGUCACAAGGGCGUAUUUUGGAAACCUGAACUUUUUUGGGGGACUCUCCAGUGUCUGUGCCAAGGCUUCAGUCAAGUUAAAACAAGUGGAGCAGGCAAACAGAGAUGCCAUGUUUGUGUUCUUAUCUGAUGUCUGGCUGGACCAGGUCAAGGUGAUAGAAAAGUUACGAAUGCUUUUUACGGGAUACUCUGACUUUCCCCCGACUUGUUUUAUCCUGUGUGGUAAUUUUAUUUCUGCGCCGCAAGAAAGUCACAGAGCCAAGGUCCUUAAAGGGUGUUUCCGCACCUUUGUAGACCUGGUGCUGGAGUUUCCCAACAUAGCAGAGAAUAGUCGGUUUAUAUUUGUACCGGGGUCACAAGACCCAGGGCCAUCAACAAUACUGCCAAGACCUCCUAUACCAGAUUCUAUUACUGAAGAGAUCAGGAGGAAGCUGCCCAAUGUGACCUUCACCUCUAACCCCUGUCACAUCCAGUAUUGUACACAGGAAAUCGUGGUCUUCAGAGAAGACAUAGUCACAAAGAUGUGUCGGAACUGUGUCAAGUUUCCAGCAGACAAUGACGUCCCGACACAUUUUGCCAAGACGUUGAUAAGUCAGGGCCACCUUUGUCCACUACCUCUCCAUGUGUGUCCAGUGUACUGGCCGUACGACAAUGGUCUGCGACUUUACCCUCUUCCAGACCUGGUCGUCUGUGCAGACAAAUUUGAUCCUUUCCACACAACAGCAGCAGACUGCACUGUGAUGAAUCCGGGCUCCUUUCCCAGGACGGACUUUAGUUUCAAAGUGUACUUUCCAGCUUCUGGACAAGUGGAGGACAGCAAGAUUGGGGAUUAAAAUCUCAGACAGUUACGAUAUUUAUUGUGAAAUUGUUGCAUUGUAGAGCUGAAUAAAAUUCUUUAAUUUGUACAUAA
Molecule: messenger RNA, 1860 nt
Organism: Ostrea edulis (European flat oyster)
Lineage: Eukaryota; Metazoa; Mollusca; Bivalvia; Ostreida; Ostreidae
Product: DNA polymerase epsilon subunit 2-like
Exons: 15
Coding region: 212-1783 (523 amino acids)
Biological process (GO): DNA-templated DNA replication; error-prone translesion synthesis
Cellular component (GO): epsilon DNA polymerase complex
Molecular function (GO): DNA binding
Source: RefSeq, a predicted model, not a curated record